Messenger RNA from Mycena citricolor, 441 nucleotides. Lineage: Eukaryota; Fungi; Basidiomycota; Agaricomycetes; Agaricales; Mycenaceae. The record is from the annotation of a GenBank genome assembly.
AUGUCUUGCCCUGAGUGCAUCACCGGAGUUGUUCACGAGGGGACCCCAACGGGCACGGAGACGACAAUCGGCGGUCUUUCCGCAUACACUGUCGGCGAAUCGACGACACAGAUCAUUGUUGUUGGCGUCGACGUAUUUGGCUGGAAGUUCAACAACACGCGCCUCCUCGCAGACGAGUACGCGGCACAUGGCUUCCGGGUAGUCAUUCCCGACCUCUUCAAUGGCUUCGAGGUUCCUCAGUGGACUCUCUCUGCGCGGGACCCGACCAACGAGGCGCCGUCUUUGGUGCAGAGAUUCAUUGCCCGCCCUCUCUCGCUGUCUAUCCUGAUCCCUUUCGUCGUCCGCAACGGCCAAGCCUCUCAGACCGCUCGCAUCACGCUCGUUACUGAGCAACUGCAGAAGGACUAUCCCGAGGCCAAGAUUGGAUUCGUCGGCAAGUGA